UGACCAACCUGAAUAUCGGCCACCUCAAAAACCCCAAACUGAAACGAAAGCUUAAACCCUAGCCCCGAAAGGCCGAAGCCAAGAUAAAAAACGCCCAAAAUUCAAAAACCAAGGCCAGCAUAACGACGUUCAUGGCGACCCGACGGCCCCAAGCUCUGACCCGCCACGCCUCCGCCCUCUUCUCCAAAAACCCUUCAUUCCACUCCCUCCCAACCCCACCUCCCCUCCCCAUCUACCAACCCCUCAAAACCCUUACCUCCAAUUUCUCUCUCAUUUUCUCCAACCCCGAUCCCACUCGCUCGCUUACCCGCCAUUUCUCUUCGAAACCCCGAAUCGGCGACGUAAAUGAAGACAAUGAGCACAGUGACGAUGAUGAAGAUGAAGAUGAAGAUGACGAUGAAAGUGAAGGAGUUGGGGACAGUGAGGACGAGAGUGCGUACCGCUGCAGCGGUUCGAAAGGAGAGUAUACUCCAGAGGAGAAAGAGGUGGAGGCUGCCGCCAUUGGGUACCAAGUGAUUGGGCCGCUUCAGAGGUCUGAUCGGGUUUUCAAGCCCUAUGAGCCGGUUUUUGCCGUCGUUCAGGUGGGUUCACAUCAGUUCAAGGUUAGCAAUGGGGACUGCAUUUUUACCGAAAAAUUGAAAUUCUGCGAAGUGAAUGAUAAGUUAGUAUUGAACAAGGUUCUCAUGCUGGGUUCAAGCAGUCAGACAAUAAUCGGUAGGCCCAUAUUACCAGACGCAGCAGUUCAUGCCGUUGUUGAGGAGCAUGCAUUAGAUGCAAAGGUAAUUAUAUUUAAGAAAAAAAGGAGGAAGAAUUACCGUCGAACCAAAGGACAUCGCCAGGAAUUGACUAAGUUGAGGAUAGUUGAUGUUCAAGGGAUUGAGAAACCAGAGCCUGUAGUCACUGAAAAGCCUUCAAAGGCACCUGGAAAGAAAACGGAAAAGGUUGCAGUCGCUGCUUAGGAUAGACGUUCACUAUCGCUGAACAUUAGCAAUAAUGGCACUCCGUUCAUAAUGCUGUGCUUUUACGGUGAGCACGAUCAGAUUCCUCUGUUCCUCCAUGCACAUUUUUGGAUGUCAUUCAAAAUAGAAAAUUUAGAACCGAACCCGGGGGUAGUUGUUGCAGGAUUUGUGUCACAAAUCUUUGCCAUUCUGUAUUUAGAAGUGCAAAGUAUGAAAAACCCUGAGCUGAUUGAAUCAGUUUUGUUCCUCAUGGUCUUAAGUAAUCUUUCCUUUGUGCUCGAUCUUGACUCUUGUAACACGUGAACGAUGAUGCAACUCGUGCAUGAACCACGAGAGCGUUUCUUGCACAAUUCCUUGUACGGAAUGUCGCUGUUUUGUUCUCGUGUCAUAUAUGGAUGUUGGUCGAAACUUAGAUUGAAUCGAAAGUUGUAAGUUUUAUUGGUGGAAAUUAAGAUUGAAGUUGUAUCCUUUUUUCAGUUGAAUGAAGAGUAUGUGAAACACUAAGCUAA
Pyrus x bretschneideri (Chinese white pear) is the source of this 1468-nucleotide messenger RNA. RefSeq names its product 50S ribosomal protein L21, mitochondrial. Gene Ontology annotation, biological process: translation. Gene Ontology annotation, molecular function: RNA binding; structural constituent of ribosome. The record is from RefSeq and is a predicted model, not a curated record. Lineage: Eukaryota; Viridiplantae; Streptophyta; Magnoliopsida; Rosales; Rosaceae. Gene Ontology annotation, cellular component: ribosome.